Messenger RNA from Paralichthys olivaceus (Japanese flounder), 1553 nucleotides. RefSeq names its product gap junction protein alpha 10 b (gene gja10b). NCBI's taxonomy places the organism in Eukaryota, Metazoa, Chordata, Actinopteri, Pleuronectiformes, Paralichthyidae. The record is from RefSeq and is a predicted model, not a curated record. Gene Ontology annotation, molecular function: gap junction channel activity. Gene Ontology annotation, cellular component: connexin complex. Gene Ontology annotation, biological process: cell-cell signaling.
GACCCUAGAAAGCAUGUAAGUAAAAAAAAUUUUGACAAUCCCAUUUGAUGAAAGACUGAUAACUACUCAUGAUUUUCUUUAUUCGAUGACAGCAAAUAAUAAUGUGAGAGAAGAUGGGGGACUGGAACUUAUUAGGGAGCAUUUUAGAAGAGGUCCACAUCCAUUCCACCAUUGUAGGGAAGGUAUGGCUCACCAUCCUCUUCAUUUUCCGGAUGCUCGUGCUCGGUGUUGCAGCUGAGGACGUGUGGGACGACGAGCAGAGUGAGUUUGUUUGCAACACAGACCAACCUGGCUGCAAGAACGUCUGCUACGACCAGGCUUUCCCCAUCUCCCUCAUCCGCUACUGGGUCCUUCAGAUCAUCUUUGUGUCCUCUCCGUCUCUGGUCUACAUGGGCCACGCCUUAUACCGUCUGAGGACCCUGGAGAAAGAGAGGCACAGGAAAAAAGCUUAUCUUAAAGCUGAGCUGGAGGGGACAGACCCCAUCCAGGAGGACCAUAAGAGGAUCGAGCGAGAGCUCAGGAAACUAGAUGAACAGAAGAAAGUAAGGAAAGCUCCCCUCAGAGGCUCCUUAUUGCGUACAUAUGUUUUCCAUAUCUUGACUAGAUCUGUGGUGGAGGUGGGCUUUAUUAUAGGUCAGUGUGCUCUGUACGGCAUUGGGCUUUCUCCUCUGUACAAAUGUGAGAGGUUGCCUUGCCCCAACAGUGUCGAUUGUUUUGUGUCACGACCAACAGAGAAGAACAUUUUCAUGGUCUUCAUGCUGGUUAUUGCUGGAGUUUCUUUAUUCCUCAAUCUCCUGGAGAUUUUCCACCUAGGGGUGAAGAAGAUCAAACAAAGCUUGUACGGAUACAAAUAUGGAGAUGACGAAAGCAUGUGCAGGUCAAAGAAAAACUCCAUGGUGCAGCAGGUGUGCGUGCUCACUAACUCCUCACCACAGAGGUUGAUGCAUCUCACACAGUUAAACUGCCCUGGUUUGUCUGAUGCUCACGGGGAGACUUUGCCUUUGAAUUUGCUCCCAGUGGCCUCUCGGGAUCAGGAGCAUUUCCAUCAGCCCCCCGCACAGACGUACCUGCCAAGCCAAGCUGACAUCCCGGGUCUGCAGCAGCUGGGGGCUGUGGAGCGGCGCUUCACUCUCGAGAGCAGGAAACCGUCAUGUAGCAGCGAGGAGUCGAACGGACGGCGCGGCUCAGGCCAGCCGCAGUAUGCAGGACCCCGACCCACACUGAUGGCCAGCCACAUGGAGAUCCCAGCAGCCCUGAAGAACGCGCAGAGGAAGCAGAGCAGGGUGAGUGUUUGUAAGGAGUUCAGUGACACAAGUGAUUCUCCGGAGAGCGACCACUACCCCACAGCCAGGAAGUGCAGUUUUAUGUCCAGAGGAAUGUCAGAAGGGAUGCUGGCCACUCCAUCGGACAGUGCCGACUCUCAGAGCGGGGCAGACCUCGAGGCCCAGCACCUCAACCAGGGAGAGAGUCCAAUGGUGACCCCACCUCCAUCCAGUGGGAGGAGGAUGUCCAUGAGCAUGAUUCUGGAGCUGUCUUCAAUCAUGAAAAAGUAA